Trachymyrmex cornetzi is the source of this 1777-nucleotide messenger RNA. RefSeq lists its product as uncharacterized. The record is from RefSeq and is a predicted model, not a curated record. NCBI's taxonomy places the organism in Eukaryota, Metazoa, Arthropoda, Insecta, Hymenoptera, Formicidae. The transcript has 3 exons. The coding region runs from base 859 to 1548 and encodes 229 amino acids.
CUAUCGAAAUAUUUAUUAUGUCCGUCCCCUUCCACAUUAAACAAACAAUUACACAAAAUUUCUUUCGAUACUGGGUGUAACAAAAUUAUAAUACUGUUACGACCUAACUAGGUCGAACCUGAAAUCCUCGUUGGCAUUUUUUAUGCAGACGUGCAAGUAAUCGUUACAAAAUUAAGUCACCUACUUUGUAGCACAAAGGAGGUGACACACAAGCAAUUUUGUUAAUCACGCAUAAAUUCGGUCUACUUAAGAAAUAUAAAAAGGUAAGCCUCGAACAUCUCGAGGCCGUUCCGAAAAGUGAAGUGAGAGUGCGCGUACUGUGAGAGUCUCCAUCUAAUCUCUAUACCACAACACAUUGUACAGUACGUAGACUUGUAAUUGAACAAUAAAAGCUCUUUGUACAACUCGAACGCUGGCCUAUAAUUAUUGGAGGACAUCGAGCCUUCAUAAACCGACACCGCACGUCCAAACUGUGGUUCUGCAACGCCCUGAGCGGCACGUAGUGUCUUGAAGAUACUGCAGGUGGCUGACCCGUAAAUGCUAUAAACGGUGCCCGGAGCGGCACCCUUGCACCCGGAGCGGUACAACAAUACAAUAUCUAAAAUUACUUUCAAUUGAAAUUGAUACUCAAGAUCUAAGAUGUAUACUUAUAUGGGACGAAGUAGCUAUACAACCUGCCUUAUAUUACGAUAAAAGGACAGAUAAGAUCAUAGGUUUUGAAGAUUGGGGACAUAGAAGGACGAGAAAAUUUGCUGACCACGCUAUUGUCUUCUACCUCAGAUGUUUGGCAUCAGGCAACCACAUGCCAAUUGGUUAUGAUUACUGCACUGGAGCAACCAAGACGAUAUAAUUAUCGAGAUGUAUAAAAGAGUGGCUAACAAUACAAUUCAAUGCGGUUUCAAACCGGUUGCAACUGUUUGUGAUCAGGUGGCACAAAUAUUGCAGCAAUCAAUUAAAGAUACACAAUUGAUGUUGCAAAAAGAAAACCAGGCAUUGCACAAUAAGAGACUAAUACCAAAUAAUACAUUUUCGAUAAAAGGACAUAAUAUAGUACCAUUGUUUGAUCAUGUGCACUUACAAAAAGGAAUUCGUAAUAAUUUUGUCUUAAAAGAUUUAUUAUUUACUAGCGAUGAGAAUAAAAUAAAUAAUAAUAAGCCACAGAUAAAAUAUGCCUCAUGGGAUGCAAUAACAGCAAUGUACGAAAUAGAUAAAUUUUUUUCACGGAGGCAGUGUGGAAGACUAUUGAAAAAAUUAGUAGACAAAUACAUAUAUCCGACUUUGAUUCCCAAAAUGAAGGUGAAGUACGUAGUACAAGUACUGAGUCACACGGUUGGAACUGUUCUUGAGUUUUGUGGGCUUUUGAAAGAAGAUGAGUUUGAAACAACUAAAGGAUCUAUCAAGUUGCCUGAGUGCACUCUUGCAACAGCAGAUAUUAUUUACUUCUUGGAUGAUUUGUUCGAUUCGUUUAAUGGAAGAAAGGGACAACGUUUGAGUAGCAUAAUAAGUCAGCAAAGUAAUCACAUGCUAUUUUUUGGCGAAAAGUUAUAAGUACACUUCGCAGGAUGGAGUUUGUCGAAAAAGAAACUCGUAAAUCAAUCAGAAAAAAUGCACCAAAGUGUAUUAAAAAUUGGAUUUGAACUAUUCAAGGCGCACAAAUUUUAUGGAGAAAACUUAAAAAUUCUAACUUUUCCAAUUUCAAUUUAAGAUACAUUAAUUGAGAUGGGGUGAUCCCGAUUGACCACGGCUCGAUUGGACACCACCAAUCACAGCGACCGGU